Trichechus manatus latirostris (Florida manatee) is the source of this 5670-nucleotide messenger RNA. RefSeq names its product nucleoporin 50 (gene NUP50). NCBI's taxonomy places the organism in Eukaryota, Metazoa, Chordata, Mammalia, Sirenia, Trichechidae. Gene Ontology annotation, biological process: protein import into nucleus. The record is from RefSeq and is a predicted model, not a curated record. The coding region runs from base 1529 to 2935 and encodes 468 amino acids. Gene Ontology annotation, cellular component: nuclear pore. The transcript is spliced from 8 exons.
UGCCUCUGGGCACUCCUUUCCCCUUUCCGUCUCACCUCUCGCCGAGCCCCGUCCAGUGCCUCUUCGGCUAGGCAUCCCGGGCCGUCGGACACCCCGUUCCAUUGACAAGCGGUCCUGAGAUCGGCGCUUUCCCCCAGACGUCUCCCUAAUUGUUGUUGAUUCGGACUCAGAGCGACCGGAUAGGACUGAGGCGAACAGCCCCAUAGGGUUUUCUUAGGCUGUAAUCUUCACGGAAGCAGAUCGCCACAUCGUUCUCCCUCGAGGACACUAGUGGAUUCGAACCGGUGACCUUUCCGUUAGCAGGGAAAGGUCGCUUUAACCUCGUAAAUAAGCGUACUGACAUCCGUGUUUUCAUCUUUAGAGUGAACUGAUGGUUGACUCAAGUUCAACCCCAAGAGCAGGAAUGCACCAGGUAGCAGAGACCACGUAACUUAACUAGGCACAGAUAAAGUUUAAUUGAGUUUCAGUUUCCUGUCAGGUUACUUCUUACCUGGGAAUGACUUCAUAGCUUGAUCCCUUCCUACUCACAAAGCACAAACGUUUUGUAAAUUCAUCAUCAUGGUGGCAAGCAGAUAAGACUUGCUAGGUACCAGGCCUUGUUCUAAGGACUUUACAGAGAUUUCUUGUCUGUUACGGCAUAAAAAGAAAUUUAUUGUUCAAAGUGUCAAUCAACUUUAGAUUUGGUAAAAUACUGUUUCAAAGUCAGGCUCAUAAUUCAAGUUUCUCUCUUUUUCCGUCCUACAUUUUUAAGUUUUGGAGGAAAAAUAAUAUUUUAUAGCCAUUGCGUCUAACAAAACUUGUUUCUUUAAUAAUAUUUAUUAAACCCUCCCUGUGCUCCAGAUACUGUUCUAAACUAAGCUCUUUUCAUUUGUUUCAUUUAAUUCGUUUAUCUCUUCCCCAUUGUACAGAUGAAGAAAUUGAGGCACAAAAAUGUAACCUGCCCAAGGUCUCACAGCUAGAAAAUGGCAUAGUUGAGAUGCUAGUGUAAUGCAUUGCUUUCUCAAAUAUGUAAUACCUGAAAUCACCCGUUCAGCAACAGAUAGAGCACCUGUCUUGAGCUGGACAGGGUUCAGGGCAUUUGGAAUACAUCAGUAGACAAAGCAAAGAUCCCUGCCAUCUGGUAUAUACUGAUUCAGCUAAUGUGGUAGCACAUGGAAGCAGCUAUGUUAGACUAUUUUAUAAUGCCAGUUAUCUCUUCAGUUGUGGAUAGUUGUUAGAUGUUAAAAAUUUUACUCCUAUUACAGUUUUUGCACCUUCAGCUCCAUGCUUUUUUACCCACAGUUAAUCUCGAAAAACAAAAACGACCAUUUCAACUUCUCAUCUUUUCUGCCCUCUGGUGGAGGUUGUUAAUGAGUAGGAAAAUGGCUGGAAGAAUCCACACAGAGACUUGGCCCCUAAGCAGAUCCAUACUGGUUAUAAGGAAUUAUGUCUACAAGUACCUUGUUUGGAUGACAAAGGUUAAUAGCAGAAGUUAACAGACUGUUUUUGGGGAGGCAUUAAAAAGAGAAAGAUUCUCAGGUUUGAAAAAAUGGCCAAAAGAAUUGCUGAAAAGGAAUUGACAGAUAGGAAUUGGGAUCAAGAAGAUGAAGCAGAAGAGGUGGGAACAUUCUCAGUGGCCAGUGAGGAAGUCUUGAAGAAUAGAGCCAUAAAAAAAGCAAAACGUAGAAAUGUUGGAUUUGAAUCUGAUAGUGGAGGGGCUUUUAAAGGUUUUAAAGGCUUGCUUGUGCCUUCUGGAGGAGGAGGAGGGUUUUCUGGAUUCGGGAAUGUCGCUGGAGCGAAGCUUUCAGGACUGUCAAAUGGAAAUAGCAUAACUAGUGCCCCUGUGCCUACCAGUGCAAAGGCGGCCACAGAGACCAAGACAACCUUUGGUUCUAUUGCUACAAAUGGCCCUACCUCCCUGGUCGAGAAGAAUAUUCCAGAUCCCAAAACUAACAGCGACAGUCAGCAGCCGUCCGGCUUUUCGGCCAGUACAGCGUGCCACGGCAGCAGCGCCUAUCACAAGCAGUUAGCGGCCUUAAAUUGCUGCGUCCGCGACUGGAUCGUGAAGCAUGUGAACACGAACCCGCUCUGUGACCUGACACCUAUCUUCAGAGACUACGAGAAACACUUAGCAAAUAUCGAACAGCAGCACGGGAACGGCAGCGGCAGUAGUUCUGAAAGUGACACUGACAAGGUGUUGGUUGAAGCACAGCCUCCUUCACUGUUUGGUUCAACAAAAUUACAGCAAGAAUCAGCGUUUUUGUUCCAUGGCAACAAAACUGAGGCUCCGUCCGAGAAGAUGAUGGAGGCCGCAUCUGAGAAGACGGACCCGUCCCCAGGAGCAACAAGUGCCUCGUUUCACUUCGGCAAGAAAAUCGACAGUGCAGUUUUGGGCUCGCUGAGCUCUGGGCCCCUGACGGGGUUCUCAUCCUCCCCAGGAAACGCCGGCAGCUUAUUUGGCAAAGAUACUACCCAGAGCAAACCAGUGUCUUCGCUGUUUGCCACCAGAACGCUGGAGAGCCAAGCAGAAGAUGGGAGCAGUGAAUGCAGAGGUGGAGACCAAGAAGAGAGUGAUGAGCCACCCAGAGUAGUCGUUACUGAAGUCAAAGAAGAAGAUGCUUUUUACUCCAAAAAGUGCAAACUAUUUUACAAGAAAUACAAUGAAUUUAAAGAGAAGGGUGUAGGUACUCUGCACUUAAAACCUACAGGCAAUCAGAAGACACAGCUUCUAGUGCGGGCAGACACCAAUUUAGGCAACAUAUUGCUGAAUGUUCUGAUUCCACCCAACAUGCCUUGCACCCGGAUGGGGAAGAACAACGUACUUAUUGUCUGUGUUCCAAAUCCUCCCAUCGAUGAGAAGAAUGCCACCACCCCGGUGACCAUGUUAAUCCGGGUCAAAACAAGUGAGGAUGCCGAGGAGUUGCACAAAAUUUUACUGGAAAGAAAGGAUGCCUGAGGGCGUGAGGCCGCCAGGAGUGGGUGCCAAGCUGCUGCUUCCCCCAUUACCCCCUUAACUUAGUUUUUUUCUCCUCUUCUACUUUGACAUUCUAAGAACUUAUAGAUAACUUAAAAACUUUUGUGAGGAAAAUUAAUAUGGCCAAUAAAACCUUUGAAUGUUAAGUGUCAAGAAACUGUAUUCUCCCUUCUUAAGAAUUGUCUAAUGUGUACAAUACAUUUGGAUGAAAAUUUUUGGAAGAUUUUUAAAGUUUGUUUACUAAGCUAACCGUAAGUGAUUUCUUAACAGACUGCAAUCAGGGUAUCGAUUAGCUUUCCCAAAGGCUAUCGUGGUCCCGGGUGUUAGGCCAGCCGCCACUGCUGCCCCCACUGAUGGGGCUCCAGGACGCAAUGUUGGCAGGAGACCCACCGCUGCGUCCGGAGAGAAGCCUGCCUGGAGCAGCGUCCUCUCCUCUCGGGGCGGUCUUCUGGGAUGACAGCGCUGUUACCAAAUGAGAGAGAUGUGCUUGCUUUGCUUUGUUUAUGAAGGUUUAUUUUAAAGCUAAUCAGCCUGUUACCUGCAAACGCUGGCCUGUAACGCUCUAGGCUGCUUUCUGGAGUUCAGGACCUACUUUUCCAUUUUGAACGCGAUGAGCGACUUGCGGAGGGCCAAGUGGACUUCAGCAGUUCCUCGGUUUGGGUUUGUGGUUUUAUUCAUGAGGUGCUGUUACUUCUCUGUCCUCCUAAAGACAGUUGAGGAGAGGGGGAUUUCCAGGAGUUGGUUUAAAAGCACAAAAUUGCCAGUGUAUGUUUUCUAGACCAUGGAAAGUAAACCCUUAUGAAAAUAAAGUUAAGUCAUAGUUAAACCGGACUAGAUAAAAAAGAAACUAGGAUGCUGUAUGUGGAACCCUCUGGGCGGGGAGCCAUGUACUUAGGUGACGGGUGGAGCUUUCCUGAACGCGAGCCGUAGGGGUUAACGGGAAGCAUGUCAGGUGGUGGAAGAGAGAAUCGCAGGUGUAGAUUUUGCCUUUAGACAGCAGUACACUCUACCUUUGAUACUUGAAAUCUCCUUUUGCUUUUUGAAGGAUCAGAUAUUUAACCUGCCCCUUUGGAAGGGCGCCGUGGUCAUGCCCAGAAUACCCGUGGCGCAUGCCUGCUACUUGCUUGUGGCUGUUAGAGAAGCAGCACUCGUGUGCUUUGAAGACUCGGGCUCGUGAACUCGGUGCACAGUUAAGUUCCCGCUGUCAUUCCUCGUGAGCUGUUUCACCCUGGCACCAGCGUGGUCUUAAGAAUCAAGGCUCAGGUCAGUGCCGAGGCGCUCCCACUUGUAUAUUCUGGUCUUCGGCACAUAACGUAGUUUGACUUAGAAGAAAGCAGUCAGAAUAAUUGUGGAUGGUUCAGUUGCUUUAAAAAAAAAAAAAAAAAAAAAAAGCUAGGAUCUGAGUGCCAAGUGGUGAAAACAGUCUUAUGAUCAAAUAUGUCGACCCUUACAUGCUUGAGGCGAGCUGACUGGGCCAGCGUUUCCUAUGAGGUGCUCUUCCUUUUUGAUUCCAGUGGGAGAGAGUGGCCCAGUGUGUGACUUUGGAGAAAUGCAUGCAGAGAGGUGUGCUUGCACUAUUAUGGGAUGCGGUCACAAACUCAGCUAUGUUGUGCAACCUAGGAAGGAAGUGGUGGUUCUUUCUGUAUUUCCUUUUUAGAAUUGAGAAUGUUCAUGGGUUUUUGUUGCAGAAAAUUUACAGUAAGCAGGUGGUUGAUAGUUCUGUUAACACCGACCCUGCCCUAUUCACCUAGACUUACUCAACUGUUACAAGGAUGAAGAGGAAAUAAGAAAAGGGGGACUGCCGUGUCUUACAGCUUAGCCACACCACCCAAGAGAGUGAAACUCAUACUGUCGUGUUCACGAUGUGGUGCGGUGUUCACCUCUGCCUGUGCCGUGGCAUGUCUGUGUGGACGUGACGUGAAAAUACCAUGACUAGAUUAUCUGUUAACCAUCCCCCCCAAAAGUUCCUAUCUUUUCUUUUUAAAUUAGUGGAUAUGUGUGGCUUUUUUUUUUCUUCCUAACAUUCCCAGCAAAUUCUUGCUGCUAAAAGACUGUCACUGUUAAAGUGAAAAUUACAGGGAAAGAUGUGAUGUGUGCACCGUAACCCACAAUGUGGUAUUUUCGUAAAGCCAGUCGUUUACGCUUUAGGGGCCUGCUGGUCUCCACUGUGAUUAUGUACCUGUCUGGCAGCCUGAGUCUGCGUGGGCUUCACCCCCCAGCCCCUGGAGGGCUCAUCUUUUUUUCCCUAGGGUAUUAACAGCUGAGCUUUGACCCAGGGUUAUUUUAGUUUGAUUUUUUAACAGAUAUUAGAAAUUAAGCUUUAAAAUGUUACAUGUAAUAUGGACUGAAAUUUCAUACGUUUAGUUUGUGAAUCUCUAAAUUGUAUCACAUACAUGACCUAAAGUGGAGUGUGUAUCUUUAAAUCAACUUGUUCUGCAUCUUGACAAAUACCGAGUAUCCGAGUGGCCUUUUUAAAAAAAAAAAUCCGAUGUGUGUGCAUUUCAUCCUUUCGAGCAUUCCCAGUAAGCAAAAGAGUGAGUCGUCUUUGUUGUUAGAAUCCCAGACUGAAAAUGUGUCCAGUUCUCAAAGACGUUUUAGAUUGUUUUCCAUGGAAGGGCAUGUCUGUUUCUGUGCUGACUUUAAGAGGGCUGUACUACAAUUUCAAUUGUAAACCAUGUUUUUUAUAUGCUGCAUGCCAAAAAAAAAAAAAAACCACC